GCCCGACACUGCGCGCCACGGAUACACGCUCAGCUGCUGAACGCUACAGAGACUCUUCGGCCGUCUAACUGACUGAGUGACACGUGUGUCCAACAGGUGGCGGUAGUGUGUAACAUUUGUGUCACACACACACGUGUGCUAUGUGUGUACGUGCGCGAGCGUGCGUGUGCGCGUGCGCGCUGCUGCUCGCCCUCGUGCUCGCCGAGCACGACAAGCGCGCAGAGAUGUCUCCGAUGCCGUUCCUGAUGGCGACGCGCUACGGACGCAGCUCGCCCCCCGCCCGCCACCUCGCGCCGCGCAACGACAGGUUCUUCAUGAGCACGCGCUACGGCAAGCGCUCAGAUAGUAGCGGGGGCGCGGGCGGGGGCGCACUGGGCGGGGGCGCGCUGGACGGGGGCGCGGCGCAGGCGCUCGUGUGCGAGUACACGGGCGUGUGGUCGCUGUACCGCUGCCGACACAAGCCGCCGCUCUACCACAAGAGGAGUGCGGAGGAGACGAUGGAGCGCUACGAUGAGUAACCGUCUGCUGACCACGACCAGGGACCGCGCCGGCCGCCGCAUACACACGCACCCACACAAACACACACAAGGAACAGCUGUUGUUUCAUGUCACCGCACUUGUACUACAAACACAUACAACCACACACACACAUGUACGGACAGCACACACGCGCGCGGCCGCCGCUCUGUACACAUAUGUAUACAUACUUAAUUACUUUAACUUAGUAUUAAUAAACACUAGACAGGUCGCUUCUAUGUAAGUAUUGGGACACACGUGACACAGGGACAGACGUGACAGUGGGACACGCUAGGCAGAGGGACAGACGUGGCGACGCGGCGCGGUGGACACGUCUCGCGGCGCGUGUGGCUGGGCGCGCGCCGCGAGACUCUACGCUGACGAUCUCAGGAGUAACAUACUGAAACAUAUAUUGCUACUGAAUAUUUAUUUGCAUGAAACUUCCUGUAAAUGUACCCUAACAAGAUGUAAUUGUGUGUCAACUAUUGUCACGGGACCUCCAUGUUGUUGAGUGAAACACGUGUUGAGACACAUUAUCAUAAUGUACAGUCUCAAACUACGAGAGUGGUCCAUUAUACAUUUUAUUAUAUUUGUGAACUAUCUCUGUGUGUUUUACUUCUAAAUUGUUUGUUGUUUGCGUACACACCGGAUGUUCAAUGUUUGUGCCAAAAUAAAUAUAAAAAUAUUAUGUAAUUCUAAGAAUAAAUUAUAUGAAACUGUAAAACACAUUCAUACUGACAAACAUACAUUUUUUAUAUAUAGGUCGUUAAAUUCAAUAUGUUAACGAGUGACUUUAUACAACCGUUGUUAUAGUCCAAUAUAAAAGUGUAAACGUCCACCAUACGACAUCAUUGUACAGUACAGUUUCAUAUUGUAAUGUCGUCAGUAUGUGUGUGUCGCCUCGUGUCGUCACUCGGAGUGACAGUGAUGGCUAGUCAGUAAUUGUAGUGACUAGUGUAGUGACUGUAGUGUAAUGUAAGGUAUACGUAUGUACGAGCACUAUCAGUCAAUAUAAACGGACGCU
Spodoptera litura is the source of this 1540-nucleotide messenger RNA. RefSeq lists its product as uncharacterized. The record is from RefSeq and is a predicted model, not a curated record. NCBI's taxonomy places the organism in Eukaryota, Metazoa, Arthropoda, Insecta, Lepidoptera, Noctuidae.